Messenger RNA from Raphanus sativus (radish), 985 nucleotides. RefSeq lists its product as uncharacterized. The record is from RefSeq and is a predicted model, not a curated record. The transcript has 2 exons. Bases 136 to 861 code for a protein of 241 amino acids. Lineage: Eukaryota; Viridiplantae; Streptophyta; Magnoliopsida; Brassicales; Brassicaceae.
AUCCUCCUUAACUUUUCCUUUUCUAUGUUCAAAUGAAUCCACUCCCUGUAAAGGUUUUCUUUUCGGUCUAUUUAAUCCCAACCCAUUUCAUAUAACGUCAAACAUUAUUGGGUUUCAUUACAAGAACACAAAGACAUGAGUUUUACUAAAGAUCAAGAUCGGUUCUGUUCGACGCCUAAGCUUCCUAUGUUUACAUAUCCAAUGAACAGACCAUAUGAAACUCCGGGAUUAGCUACACCGCCCGUUAACAUAGCCGGUUCUGUUCCUUUUCUAUGGGAAGAAGCUCCCGGAAAGCCUCGUUCCUCCGUUAGAAAACUGCCGAGAAGGAACCAGACCGGAGAAAACAGAGGAGCUACGAGAUGCUUGGACCUUCCUCCUAGGCUUGUUUUGCCCGGAGAAGCUUGUAAAUCGUCCACGGCGAACGAGCCUUCUCCGACCACUGUUCUCGACGGUCCGAACGAUUUACGUCGCCGUUCACUGUCGCUUCCCAGAUCGGCGGCUGUGAUCAGGAAGUUGAGAGGUGUUCCCGCGCCGGGGGAAAAGAGACCGUUUGGGUCAAGUAGAUGGGGAAGUUUCGGGAAUUGCAAAGAGGUGUCUGAGGGUGUAUAUGACUUUUCACGUUUUAGAGACGGUGGCUGCGAUUGCCGGAAGGAUUGGGCUGGAGGAGGAUAUGACUUCGCCAGUGACGGCGGUACAAAAGUAAAACUUUUCAGAAGACUUCAAAGAAAAGGAAACCUUUUUAAUCUCUCUCAUGCAACAAAGUCAGAUUUUUGGGCAAGGGUUUACGAAGGGUUUAAGCAAGUGAUUCCAUGGAGGCGUAAGCAAGAGAAUCUACAAAGGACGAAUUCUUCCACUAUUUAAAUCGGAUCUCUAUUCAAUUUCUUCUAACUUUAUGUAUAGACUAUAGUUGAUAUACUAAUUAAUUAGUCUUCUCUUGUGUAUACUUUAUUUAUAUAUAAUAUGGCAAUGAAACAACUUGUAUUUA